AUGUCACUGAAGCAGGAAAUCGAGACUUGGGUCGAGGCAAUUGCUUUCUACGACAACAACGACUUUGACUCAGCGCUGAGGACCUUCGGCAACAUCCCGGAUACAGCAAAGAUACUCUUCAACUGUGGGGUCAUACAUGCUACGCUGGGCGAACACAAGAAAGCGGUCCAAUACUAUCAACGGGCGAUCCAUCGGGACAAUUACCUUGCAAUUGCGUACUUCCAACAAGGCGUUUCGAAUUUCCUGAUUGGUGAUUUCGAGGAGGCAAUGGCCAACUUCAACGACGCGCUCCGCUUCUUGAGAGGAAACAGAUUCAUCAACUAUGAGCAAUUGGGCCUGAAGUUUAGACUGUACUCGUGCGAGGUACUGUUCAACAGGGGACUAUGCUCUAUAUACAUACAAGAGAAAGAGGCUGGAAUGGAAGAUUUGCACAUUGCAGCCAAAGAAAAGGAGAAACCGGAUCAUGAUGUUAUUGACGAAGCUAUUGCGGAGGAAGCUGAGGGCUACACUGUCUUCUCCAUUCCCGUCGGGGUAAUAUACCGGCCAAACGCUGCCAAAGUGAAAAAUCUGAAGACUAAAGACUAUCUGGGGAAGGCAAGAUUAAUAGCCGCGUCUGAGCAGGGCAACACUUUCGCUGGGUCAGCGAGUGCCGACACAAAAGCACAAGCAGCUGCAAUAAACAGAAGCGUGGACGACCGUCCCCCAAACACCAUAUCUUACGGCGCCUCCCACAUGGUGAAGCCAAACCUAUACAGCAGAUCAAGACAGCAAUCUGAACCACCAGUCCAUCGCAACAUGUUUCCACCCACACCACCACCAGAAAACGACCAAAUCCGUCCCGCUUUCAUGGUAGCCUCAACAUCUCCACCUGGCAACCCACUUUCUCAAUCUCGAGCAUCCACUCUCACCAAUACCCCGCCCUCCAAGCCCGUCCGCCCCGAACCUCUCAACCUCGAAGCAAUCACCCAAGAAAAGCCCCGCAUAGGCACCACCCGCACCGCCUCCGAGCCUCGCGGCCCCUCCUCUCGCCGCCUACAUAUCCACCGCGAGCGCGACCACUCCGGGCGGCCUCGUUUGUUUGGGGAAACCACCCCUCACCGCCCGCAUUCUAACGGCGAUGAAGCGGACCUCGACGAGUAUCCCGAGGAGCUCUAUUCAAUGGACCCGCGCACCACCCGCCAGCACAGCUCCCCUCAAAAGCCUCGCUCUUCGCACCAUUACUCCUCUGAUACCGGUAGCCAACGGCAGCGGAGGAGCGGCCGCUCGAAAAGCAGGCAGAGGAGAGAGCAUUACAGUAUAGACGAAGAGCCAUCUGAAGAUCCCGGCACGGCAUCUACGACGUCCUCGCUCGACGAGUACGAAAUCCUACAUAACGCCGGUGGUGGGCUUUCUCGCCCUCGCGGCCAAUCCAGCAGCAGAAGGGGCACCUCCCACUCAGGUCCAUAUGUCUACCGAUUGAAGGACGUAAGAGUGAAAGUCCACUGCGGGGAUGAUGCGAGGUUUAUAAUGCUGACGCCUGAUGUGGCGUUUGCCGCCUUCGUGGACAAAGUGAGGGAGAAGCUUCACCUGAAGGGUGGGUUCAAGUGCAAGAUACAAGAUGAGGGCGACUUGAUCACUAUGGGGGAUGGAGAUGAUUGGGACAUGGCCAUGUCGAGUGUGAGGAAGGAAGCGAGGGCGGAAGGGGUGGAGAUGGGGAAGAUGGAGGUGUGGGUUAUCGACGUUGCAUAG
This is a messenger RNA of Letharia lupina, 1728 nucleotides long. RefSeq lists its product as uncharacterized. Lineage: Eukaryota; Fungi; Ascomycota; Lecanoromycetes; Lecanorales; Parmeliaceae. The coding region runs from base 1 to 1728 and encodes 575 amino acids. Gene Ontology annotation, molecular function: protein binding. The transcript is spliced from 4 exons. The record is from RefSeq and is a predicted model, not a curated record.